AUUACCAAUUGCUUGCGUCACGACUCUGGUCUGCCUCCGCCCCAUAACUGAAAGAAUUGACACAUUACAUUGCGAAUAUAUACUGACAAUGGGUUUAUACAAUUGCAUUUUUUGCACUUCUACUGUCACAACACCGUUAAUUAGAAAACAACUCGUAUCAUAUCUAUCAGCAGCCCCCCGGACUUGUAGUUCUACAUUGUUGUCUAGAGCCAUGUCGACGUCGAACUUGCGAAUUGAAAACACAAAUCUACAGACCGCCCCUGGUGUCGAACUGUCACAGCAGCAGAAGACGCUUGUGGGAAGCGUGCUCGAUCUUUUCCAGGGCAAACCUACGAAGGAGAAGCUUCAGCUGUGGGAAGACGAUGCGACCUUCGAAGACCCACUGACUAUUGCCAAAGGUAGAAAGAAAUAUGAGCCUCAAUGGUACGGAUUGCAGCAAGCAUUUUCCGAGAUUGAGCGUCUAUCGCACCAGGUCGUCUCCUCAGGCAACCCGAUAAUUGUAGAUCUCAAAACCCGCUACAAAGUCAAAGGAAUCGGAAAAGAAACCACUGUGUCUUCUAAAGUCAACAUAUUCACUUCACCGGAUGGUUCGAAAAUCUCCAGAGUCGAAGACAAGUGGGAUGGAAAGCUUCCCGAUUCUAGUAUUGCGGAUAUUUUUCGAAAGUUAAACUCUAUUACCGUUCCGUAUCUUGUAUCGAUUCCGAAAAGCGCCGAAGAGGAAAUGAAGACCAAUAGCCAACCGUGAGUUGCCUAUUGACAUUAUCGACAGCAAAAGAUAUCGAAGGAUCGAAAUCUUUGGUAGCCAAUGAUCUUAAUGCUCAUCGCCAUCUUUCGCAUGCCCUGCCGUAGCUACUUUCAAUAUAUCUUCCUCAAGUCCAUUAACG
Verruconis gallopava is the source of this 884-nucleotide messenger RNA. RefSeq lists its product as uncharacterized. Bases 89 to 745 code for a protein of 218 amino acids. NCBI's taxonomy places the organism in Eukaryota, Fungi, Ascomycota, Dothideomycetes, Venturiales, Sympoventuriaceae. The transcript is spliced from 3 exons. The record is from RefSeq and is a predicted model, not a curated record.